GUGCGCAGCGUGUCCCCGCCUCCUCUCCCGGCAGUGGCGGCGGCGGAGGCUCAGUUUAUGUAGCGCUGUCCGGCUGUGGCUGGCUCGGUGUCCGGGGCUGUCGGUGGGGUGUUUGGUAGCAGGGCGUGGGCUUCUUCCCAUGCGGCGGAAACAGAAGCGGCUUUUGCAGGCGGUGGGGCUGGGGCUGGUCGCCCUGCUCUUCCUGCCCAACGUGGGUCUGUGGUCUCUGUACAGAGAGAGGCAGCUGGAGGGCGCAGGGGGCAGCAGCAACGGGGACAGCCAGGUUGCACUGAUACGACAUAAGGAUGAAUACGUCAAUGACAAAGUACUGGGGAAGAAGGACUGGCACGACUAUGAGUACAUUAGACAAGACCAUGAUCGAAUAGGAAAUGGCGAGCAGGGGAAACCGUUCUCAAUGACAGAUGCAGACCGCGUGGAACAAGCAUACCGCGAGAAUGGCUUCAAUAUAUACGUCAGUGAUAAAAUCUCACUUAACAGGUCUCUUCCAGACAUCCGGCACACCAACUGCAAGAACAAGCUCUAUACGGCUAAGCUGCCAAACACCAGCGUGAUUAUCCCCUUCCACAACGAGGGCUGGUCCUCCCUCCUGCGCACCGUGCACAGCGUACUCAACCGCUCUCCCCCGGAGCUCAUCGCCGAGAUUGUGCUUGUGGAUGACUUCAGUGACAAAGAUCAUCUGAAAAAACGCCUGGAAGAUUACAUGGUCAAUUUUCCCAAAGUAAGAAUAGUCCGCACGAAGAAGAGAGAAGGCCUCAUUCGCACACGUAUGUUGGGGGCCUCUGUGGCGAUUGGAGAAGUGAUCACUUUUCUGGACUCGCACUGUGAGGCCAAUGUGAACUGGCUCCCUCCACUGCUGGAUCGUAUAGCCCAGAACCGCAAGACUAUCGUGUGCCCUAUGAUUGAUGUCAUCGAUCACGACAAUUUUGGAUAUGAAACACAAGCUGGAGAUGCCAUGCGGGGGGCCUUUGACUGGGAGAUGUUUUACAAACGCAUCCCGAUUCCCCCUGAAUUAUUGAACUCCGAUCCCAGUGAGCCUUUUGAGUCUCCCGUCAUGGCCGGUGGAUUAUUUGCUGUGGAGAAAAAAUGGUUCUGGGAGCUCGGAGGAUACGACCCAGGGUUGGAGAUUUGGGGAGGAGAGCAGUAUGAAAUAUCUUUCAAGGUUUGGAUGUGUGGAGGCCGCAUGGAAGAUGCACCAUGCUCACGAGUUGGACAUAUAUACAGAAAAUAUGUGCCGUACAAGGUUCCCGCUGGUGUCAGCUUGGCGAGGAAUUUAAAGAGAGUCGCUGAAGUUUGGAUGGAUGAGUAUGCAGAAUACAUCUACCAGAGACGUCCAGAUUACCGCCAUCUCUCACCAGGGGAUGUGGCUUCUCAGAAGGAACUACGCACCAAGCUAAACUGUCAAAAUUUCAAGUGGUUCAUGACCAAGGUGGCGUGGGACUUGUCCAAAUACUACCCUCCUGUAGAACCUCCAGCAGCUGCCUGGGGAGAGAUUCGGAACAAGAAGAUCAGCUUGUGUAUAGAUGGUAAGCACGGAUCUAUGGGUUCUGAGCUGCGCCUGGACACCUGCACCAAGGGACGUAAGGCUGAUGCAUGGAGUAGCCAGCAGGUGUUCACAUUGGGCUGGAGGGAGGACAUUCGCCCUGGAGACCCCUUACAUACAAAGAAGGUUUGCUUGGAUGCCAUAUCACACACAAGUCCAGUCACACUUUUCGAUUGCCACGGGAUGAAAGGGAACCAGCUGUGGAAGUAUAGAAAGGACAAGACCAUUUAUCACCCCACCAGCAACAGCUGCAUGGACUGCAAUGAGUCUGACCGCAAGAUAUUCAUGAAUAUUUGCAAUCCUAGCUCCCCUACACAGCAAUGGACUUUUGAGAACACCAAUCUCACAGUCUUAGAGACCUUCAACCGUGACCGGGGCUUAUAACAGCCGAGGAGAAAGGAUUAUACAUAUAUAAAUAGGAAUAUAUAUAUUUUAAAUCUAUAUUUUUUACUGUUGGGUGAGAUAAUGGUUUUCUUCUGGCAAAAAGAUUUCUUUUUUUCAUUUUUUGUUUCCCAUUUGUGUAAGGCCCCUUUCACAAGGGCAUCGCGGAAGAGGUCUGAAUGCGUUGCGGAAAACCGGCGCGAGUGCGCACGCAAUUUCAGUCAGUUUUGUCUGCGAUUGCGUUGUUCAGUUUUUUCUGCGCGAGUGCAAAGCGUUUUAAUGCGUUUUGCAUGCGCG
Bufo bufo (common toad) is the source of this 2239-nucleotide messenger RNA. It is a transcript of the gene GALNT10, whose product is annotated as polypeptide N-acetylgalactosaminyltransferase 10. Gene Ontology annotation, cellular component: Golgi apparatus. The transcript is spliced from 12 exons. Lineage: Eukaryota; Metazoa; Chordata; Amphibia; Anura; Bufonidae. The coding region runs from base 140 to 1945 and encodes 601 amino acids. The record is from RefSeq and is a predicted model, not a curated record.